This is a messenger RNA of Gongylonema pulchrum, 228 nucleotides long. The record is from the annotation of a GenBank genome assembly. NCBI's taxonomy places the organism in Eukaryota, Metazoa, Nematoda, Chromadorea, Rhabditida, Gongylonematidae.
AUGGGGAACAUCUUUCUGAAUUCCACUGUUCGUUUUGAUGUUGCUCUUGUUGCUGCUGCUGUUGGUGGUGAUGGUGAUGAUGAUGAUGUUGAUGAUUGUGAUGGUGAUAUUGGGGUGCUAGUGAUAGGCGAUUAUCCAUGCCAAUCAUCGUUCUUUUUUCAUCUCAAUAAGAACAGUAAUGCUUUUUUUGUUAGCAAUGCGUAUGCUUCAUUUUUUGUCUUUUUAUAA